Emericellopsis atlantica is the source of this 1263-nucleotide messenger RNA. RefSeq names its product polysaccharide export protein. Bases 1 to 1263 code for a protein of 420 amino acids. The transcript has a single exon. The record is from RefSeq and is a predicted model, not a curated record. Lineage: Eukaryota; Fungi; Ascomycota; Sordariomycetes; Hypocreales; Bionectriaceae.
AUGCUCAUCCGACCUGUCCGCCUGCGACGGCUCCCUCUUCUCCGUAUCAUCAUCGCUCUCCUCACCUUGCUCCUCCUCGAUGCGCUGCUCCUCGUGGCAAGCCGCCCGGCUGCUCCGGCUUCUCUGUCGUCACCCGUGAGCCCGCGACACACGGCCGAGAACGGGGGCGACAUCUUCAUUGCCUCGAUACACCGAGACUCGGCGCCCCUACUGCACGCCUCGUGGAGUGACGCACUGCUGCGGCUCGUCGAGGCCCUGGGCCAGGACAGCUCUGUCCACGUAUCCAUCGCCGAGGCCUACUCGAGCGACGGCACCCGCAACGAGCUGAGGCAGCUGCAGCUCGGACUGGAGCGGCUCGGCGCCAGCAACACAUUCACCUACGGCAUGACGGGCCACGAGCUGGCGACGCUGGUCGACAACCCACCCGUGCCGCGGAACAUGAAGGGUGGAUGGCUGUGGCUCGAGCGGGAGAGGCAGUGGGCAUUCCGGGAGACACCGCUGCUGGCCAGCCUCCGGAACGAAGCCCUGGUGCCGCUGAGACGUCUCCAGCAGGAAGAGGGCAGGACGUUUGACAGGAUAUUGUGGGUGGAUGACCACGCCAUCUUCGAGCCGGACGACGUCGUCGAGCUGCUCAACACCCGCGGGGGCAACUAUACGACGGCAUGCGCCACGACGCUCGAUCCGUCCUCGCGUCUCGCAGAGGCCACGGCUACCCGCGACGAUCAGGGGAAUCCGAUCCUAUCGAGCCGCUGGCCGUGGUUUCUGUCCCCGACAUCCCGCGCUGCCGUGCAAAAGGGGGCCCCUGUCGCCGUCCGGUCCUGCUGGGGCGGCCUCGUGGCCAUGAACGCUGCGCCAUUCUACGACAACGACGUGAACCUUGCUUUCCGGGCCAUUGACGAUUCGCUUGCCGACAAGCGCAUCGAAGCGGACGAGACGUGCUUGCUGCAGGUCGACAGGGCGGGGGCGAGGGGCGUCUGGAUGAACCCAAGCGUGCGUCUGGCACGGACGCCAGAGGAAUACGACCGCGUCCGGCGUGGACAGGUGCCCUGGCAGUCUGUCGUCUUGGGAUCCUGGGCGAACCGCCUUGGACGGUGGUUUAGCGCCUCGGCCGUGGACGCUGACCUGCGCUCGAGGGUGCAGGCCUGGUCGAGGGGCGUGCCCGGGCGUAGCCCGGAUAGAUACGAACCAGGCGUCCACUGCUUGUUUGACGGUACACGGGUGGUCAGGCGCAAACCUAUUCUCCGUCUCCCUUGGCAGGCAUAG